GAUUGCAUUUAGAUGAUGGAGUGAAUAUUUUGCGCCAACAUUUCUGAUCACAAACUCCCUCAUAACUAAUGCAAUCCUAAACGUUUAUGUAAAAGGUUUUCAUACAAUCUAAUAAAAUAUGACAAUGAUUAAACAAAUAUGAAUUAUGAAAAUCUGAUAUCAGUAAUUGUAGUUAAUUAUUUCUAUGUACAUUGAUUUUCUUUUUAACCGUUAUAUCUGAAAAAAUUUGUACAAACCAAUUUGGAAGAGUUUCAAACCUGCCGCCUCCUUAUCUCUGGUUUUUAGUAAAGAAUCUAUGGGCCAACCACACUACUUAUGUAGAAUCAAUUAUUUAUUAGUUUUUAACUAGAUUCAAAGAAAAUUUAAAAACAAUUUGAAAACCUUGAAACAUACGUGGGAAUGUUUUUAUAAAAAAUCUAUGAAAGAAUCGUAAUAAUUUAGGGUUCAAUUAUUUAGAUUAAGAAAUAUCUCAACAAUCUGAUCGGCAUUAGUAAAGAAACUAUGAACAGCAUUGAGGGACUAGAAAAGAUUAACGAGAUGGUUGCUGAUUAUAGAUCCUUCCACAGUGACCCGUGAAAGAACUUGGUGGAGAUGAUGUGGCUGCUGGAGCAACAAGAGUACCUUCAGAUUCAUCAUGAAGGAGCUUGAGGAAAUCAAUAGGAUUUUCAUCCAAAAGAACAAGGAUCUGGAUACGAGUGAGCCCUUAUGAACCAUUCCAUUUGAUGAUGGAAGAAGAGGAGUUUUGGAACCAUGGAAGAGGCUAUGUGUCCGGCCCUGCAACAUUUUGUGAGUGCAUCCCCAAUAUGUUUCAGCAAUAGAUUUGAUGACGACUACGUUGGGCGUCAAUUGACAGCUGCAGUAGUGGAGGCUGCCAUGGAAAAAAUAAAGGCCGAAGUUUACACGCCGCUUUCUCAAAAAUCAGGAAAGAAAAUAAGGAAGAAGAGGAUAGCGACCCAGCUCCCCAUACGUGCUCGAUUUGUUUGGAGGAUUUUUUUUGCCAAGCAAGAGCUUUUGAGUCUUCCAUGCAACGAUAAAUUUCAUUCCGAGUGUUUAAUGCCAUGGAUUAAACGGCAGGGGCAGUGUCCUGUGUGCAGGUUGGAUCUCACUGGAAGGCCCGCUUCAGUAAAUAAUCUUAAUCAACCCCAAAAUUUGAAUGCAAAUGUAGGAGAUGAAAUGGCGCUGAUUAUAAGAGUCAUGGAAGAGGUUUUUGCUUGGCUUCAUCCAUAUCCGCGUUAACCUCAUUGCAAAUAGCUGAAAAGAUAGAUUAUGGGUGUCCGUUUGUCUAAUCUUGAACUAGUGUUGAUCUAGGUGUUAGAUUGUAAAAGUUAUCUUUUAAUUAUUGAAUCUUUUAUA
This is a messenger RNA of Cryptomeria japonica (Japanese cedar), 1353 nucleotides long. Its product is annotated as E3 ubiquitin-protein ligase RDUF1-like. The transcript has 2 exons. The coding region runs from base 751 to 1236 and encodes 161 amino acids. The record is from RefSeq and is a predicted model, not a curated record. Lineage: Eukaryota; Viridiplantae; Streptophyta; Pinopsida; Cupressales; Cupressaceae.